Molecule: messenger RNA, 2362 nt
Organism: Hypoxylon fragiforme
Lineage: Eukaryota; Fungi; Ascomycota; Sordariomycetes; Xylariales; Hypoxylaceae
Product: DNA-binding domain of Mlu1-box binding protein MBP1
Exons: 4
Coding region: 600-1871 (423 amino acids)
Biological process (GO): mitotic telomere tethering at nuclear periphery; meiotic attachment of telomere to nuclear envelope
Cellular component (GO): nuclear membrane complex Bqt3-Bqt4
Molecular function (GO): DNA binding
Source: RefSeq, a predicted model, not a curated record
GGGUAUCCUAUUGGAUCGAUGCCUAUAACUUUGCGGAGCCGCUAAGCUUUACGUGGUAAUUCAUUAAUUCCUAUUUCGCGACUGCUGUCCUAGACAAAAUCACUGGAUGUUCCCAGGUGCUGACUACUCUUGAGUCGCAGCGCGAACUCGAACGGGCCUCCCCAGCUUUUCUCCCUUCUUUUCGCUACCCUCCUUCUCUAAUCCUAACCUCUUAAUCCUUUUUCCUGUCAAUCUGCCUCAGAUUCGAGACGACAUUUUUGCGCCGGGUCUUGUUGCUACAACUUCAUCCACCAUAUUCCUUUAGGUCAUAGUCGCCAACAACACAAAAUAUUCCAAGCUUCUAAGCUUUCUUUUUCUUUUUCUCUUUUCAAUCAGCUCCUGGGUGUUUCCCCAUCACAGUGUGACUCUCUUUUCUUAUACAUUAGUACCUACUACCAAAUAAUAAUCUCUUCCUGCCGAAUCCCAUAACCCUCGAUUUUAUUCUCGUUUUCAAUCUCAUCACUUACUCGAUAUUAAUUGUCUGUCCUCGUCAAUCAACCCAACACUCUUAAGCGCAAACGUUCAUCCAGUCGCGUCACUGGCCUAAGAAAUCUCACAAGAUGGCUUUUGCAAGACAUCUUCCCAGCAAACACAAUCCUCUGAUGAUUGAUGAUAUUCCUCCAUAUCAUGAGCUCGUUUCGCGCCGACGUCUAGGUCAGACCCAAUUGACCGCGAAGAUGGUUGCGGCGGGUACUGCAGGCGAUGUCGACCCUUCAAGUCUGGGGGUUUUCGAUUAUGCGCACCUACGAGCUCCUCUACCGAAGGGGAUUAAUUCGGGCAUCUUCAAGUCUUCUCCCAACUCUUAUUUCCUCAUGCGUCGCAGCCAAGAUGGAUUCGUCUCUGCGACUGGUAUGUUCAAGGCAACUUUCCCUUACGCUGAAGCAACCGAAGAGGAAAUAGAACGCAAGUUUAUCAAGUCGCUACCUACAACGAGCCACGAGGAGACUGCUGGAAAUGUUUGGAUCCCUCCUGAGCAAGCAUUGGCCCUGGCAGAGGAAUACCAAAUCACUCCUUGGAUCUGCGCCCUUUUGGACCCAGCCGACAUCUCUAUCACGAACCCACCAGAUAGCCCUCCCAAGAGGAUCAUGGCACCGCCGAAAUUUGAGGCCAGUCUACCAACACAGCCCGUCCUUGCACCACCGACUCCAUCUUCACUUCCUCGUAGUACGCGAGGCCGCCGCUCAGCUAGUCCUGCAAAGAAACGAGCGAUCGCGUCUCCGCGGAAGCGGUCUGCUAAACUCUCAGUGCCUCCACCCACCGUUGCUGAUAUUCUGCCUGUGCAAGAAGAGAUCGAACCUAUCACGAAGGGCGCUGAGCUUGCCUUAAACGGUACCAAGUCGGACGAGGAGACUGCUUCUACUGCUGCUACUGAAGACGUGUCCAUCAAACCCAUUGAGAAGGAGCCCGCAGUCGUAUUCGCGCCCGCCGAGGAGGAACCCAAAGUGCAAAUCAAGGUCGGCCAGGAGGUCGAGUUCCACGGUGGCGUCGAGACAACGCAGACCGCGGUAGAAGUAGAACUUCCGGUAAGCGGAGAACCCAGUGUAGACGAGGCUGCCAGAAUGGUUGAAGAGGCGAAAGAGAUGGUAAGGAUCGCCGCCGCCGAAACUGCCGCAUCAUCUGGCUCUGGUUCAAAGGGCAAGCGAAAGGCCGACGAACUCGCUGAAGACGAAGACGAAGGAAGUGAAGCCGAAGGCCCGGAAGAGCCGAGAUCCAAGAAAGUCAAGACAGAAGUACAGUUGAGAAAAGAGCGUGUCAGAAAUCGGGCACUGGUUGGUCUUAGCGCCACCCUCGCCGUUGGUGCUUUGAUUCCGUACGUUAUGGGCGUAUUCUAGAUUAGCAUGGCCCAUCCGCCUCUCUCUAUGACUUUCCAAUUUUUACCAUAGUACCUAGCAUCAUCCCAUCGCCCUACUCGCACCAUAUUGAAGUUUGGGUAGUUCUGUUGGGUUUUGUAUUCACCGGGCUUUUGAAAGCCCGGUUGCUCUAUUGUUGUUGUUGUCGUUUUUGCACAUACCCCCAGCAGUUGAUUAGAAACAACUGCUCUGAUUCUGAUUUCGCGAAGCUAUAAGCUAUAAGAAACGGCUCAUGUAUACAUUCCGGUUGGCGAAUCUCUGGGAAGGAAGGACAACACUGUCCUGGUUGUUCCAAGGUUUGUAAUGAAAAGAGAAAUCACUCGUUGACCCCAUUUCCGCAUUCCCGUAAUACUUUACUACCCACUCGAAUAUCUGACGAACGAUGCGCUCACUGUCAUGUGGUUACACUCUUGUUGUCAUGAAACAUGAUUGAUUACUAGGAAUAAUUAAGAGAAUCCUUGUUCCAUUAAGAG